Molecule: messenger RNA, 450 nt
Organism: Pyricularia pennisetigena
Lineage: Eukaryota; Fungi; Ascomycota; Sordariomycetes; Magnaporthales; Pyriculariaceae
Exons: 2
Coding region: 1-450 (149 amino acids)
Source: RefSeq, a predicted model, not a curated record
AUGCAUGAGCUUUUCGACCAGCGGCUAAUCACCAUCCACCCAGAUUCACAUCUGAUACGUAUUUUCGCGCCAUACGAUUUUAUAAUACCGUAUCACGGGAAGAAAGCCAAUUUUGGGAGUAUCCAGUCCGAUCGCAACGCGUUGCGCUGGCACUGGAAUAUGUGCGUUAUCGAGAACAUGGGUGCCAGUACGUCGCACCAGCUACAAGGGGUCUCUACUCUGCUCUCGGGCUCCUUGACGCCUCUGUCUCGUCUCUCCGAGAUGGAUGAGAGUCCUGCCAGCCUCUUUGACGAUGAUACGGGCCCUACUCUUCCGCAUCAAGGACCUGCCGGCUGGAGCAAUUCUGGCGGUGGUCAGAAGCGUUCGAGGCUUUCUGUACAGACGCGCGAGGGUGCUGUUGAUGACUAUGCAUCGUCCGUAGGAGUAUCAAACGGCGAAAAGGAGAUUUGA